Molecule: messenger RNA, 4395 nt
Organism: Loxodonta africana (African savanna elephant)
Lineage: Eukaryota; Metazoa; Chordata; Mammalia; Proboscidea; Elephantidae
Product: zinc finger protein 671
Exons: 4
Coding region: 281-1936 (551 amino acids)
Biological process (GO): regulation of DNA-templated transcription
Source: RefSeq, a predicted model, not a curated record
AAAACGUCUGGGCGAGACUUCCGGCGUUGUUCUCGUGGCGGACAUUUUGUUUGUUCUUGGAUGGAGCCGGCAGAGGAAAUCCUCUGAAGCGCUUUAUGGGCCCGAGGUGGCAGGAUCGGGUAGGCGCUGGAGGAGCUGUCUCCACUGCACAGAGGCGUCUCCGAGGCUAGGCGGUGGCGGUGUCUGCGGUGACCCCACUUCUGUGGACGUCUGUGUUCGGGUUCUGACUUGGUCUCCCGCCUCUUAAGACCCGGCGCUGCCACCACCGGCAGCCGCGGUGAUGGACCCGGCGCAGGGCUCUGUGAUCUUCGAGGAUGUGUUCGUGUACUUCUCCCAGGAGGAGUGGGGGCUCCUUGAUGAGGCUCAGAGACUCCUGUACUGCAGUGUGAUGCUGGAGAACUUUGCACUUAUAGCCUCACUGGGAAUUGCUUCUUCCAGAUCACACAUAGUCACUCAACUGGAGCAAGGAGAAGAGCCCUGGGUGCCUGACCAGGUGGAUAUGAUUCCAGCCCCAGCAAGAAAGGUCAAGAGAGGACCUGAUCCUGGCUGUUGGUGUGGAGUGCAUGAGAAGGAGGCACCUUCUGAGCAGAGUGUCUCUGUAGGAGUGUCACAGGUCAGGACUCCCAUGGCAGGUCCAGGUACCCAGAAGACCCACUACUGUGACAUAUGUGGUUUAGUACUGAAAGACAUUUUGCAUCAAGCCGAACACCAGGGAAGCAAAGCCAGGCAGAAACCAUACAUGUGCUGGGCAUGUGAGAAGCGAUUCUGGUUCAGUGCAAACCUUCCCCAGCACCAGAAGCAGCACAGUGGAGAGAAACUCUUCAGAAGUGAGGAGGGCAGGGACUCUGGGAAGAGCUGCAGAGUCUACAUGCCACAGGAGACCUACACAUACAGGGAGGGUGGGAAGGAGUUCUUGACCACCUGUGGGCUUCUUCAGCCCGAGGUCCCUCACAGUGAGGUGAAGCUCCACAAGAGCACUGAGUACGGGGGUACAUUUUGCACUGCGCAGAGGCAUUGCAAGUGCAGCAAAUGCUGGAAAGCCUUCAGCCCCAAAGACACACUUGUUCACCAUCAGAGAAUCCACAUCCUAGAUACGUCUUAUGAGUGCAGUGAAUGUGGGAAAUUCUUUAACUGCAACUCCAAUCUUGUCCGACACCAGAAGGUCCACACAGGAGCCAGGCCUUAUAUAUGCAGCAAAUGUGGAAAAGCCUUUAAUUGCAAAGACACACUUGUUCGGCAUCAGAGAAUCCACACUGAAGAGAGGCCUUAUGAGUGCAGUGAAUGUGGAAAAUUCUUUAGCCAAAGCUCUGACCUUUUUAAACACCAGACAGUUCACACUGGCGAAAGGCCUUAUGAAUGCAGUGACUGUGGGAAAUUCUUUAGACAAAUCUCUGGUCUUACGGAACACAGGCGAGUUCACACAGGUGAAAGGCUCUAUCAGUGUGGCAAAUGUGCGAAAUUGUUUAGUAGCAAGUCUAACCUCAUUCGACACCAGGAAGUUCACACAGGAGCAAGGCCCUAUGUCUGCAACGAAUGUGGGAAGGAGUUCAACCGCAAACACACACUUAUUCUACACCAGAGAAUUCAUACUGGAGAAAAGCCUUAUGUGUGCAGUGAAUGUAGGAAAGCCUUUAGCCAAAGCUCCCACCUUAUUGUACACUGGAGAACUCAUAGCCGUGACUAUGAGUGCAGCAAAUGUGGGAAAGCCUUUAGCUGCACCUCUAAACUCAUUCAGCACCAGAAAGUUCACUCUGGAGAAAAGCCUUAUGAGUGUAACAAAUGUGGGAAAGCCUUUACCCAAAGGCCAAAUCUUAUUCGGCACUGGAAAGUUCACACUGGAGAAAGGCCUUAUGUAUGCAGCGAAUGUGGGAAAGAGUUCAACCGCAAACACACACUUGUACUGCACCAGAAAAUUCACACUGGAGACAAGACUUGAGUGCAGCAAAUGUGGAAAAUCAUUUCACCAAAGCAACCACCUAAGAAAGGGCUUAGCAGUGCUGUCUCCCUGUUUAACAUAACAACUCACCCCACUCAGAGUGAAGCUCUGAGAGGCAUACUGCGGGGGAGGGCAUUAGUCAGAAGCGGAACCUCACACAUGAACAUCCACACUGGGAAGAUUCCUUGUGAGUACCAAGUAUGUGAGAUGUUCUCCGAAGUUUAGUUGUACUUUCUAAACCACCAAGGGCCUUUGCCAGGGUUAUGUGACUGCUGGUACCUGUGGCAGACACCAUCCUGUCUCUCCCACCUGGCCAAGUCCCACAGUGUGUGUCAGUCACCCCAGCAUGCUUAGGGUAGGCAGAUCCCUAUGCUCUCCCCCCAGUCCUAGAAGAACUCAUGAAUGGUCUCAUAGCACUUUGGAGGCCUUCAUUUCCUCCCUUCUGUUUGGCUUAGGCAUGGAAGUAAUCAGCUUUGUCCCAGAGGAUACAAGAUGAGCUCUGCAGCCGGCUUGCAGAGGUUUACCUACUUCAUGAACAUUUUUGAUUUCAUGUGACGCUCAUUACGGAUGUAUCUGGGUUCCAGUUACUCAGCCCUGGAACUACCUGCCUCCCAUUGCUCUUGUUUGUGCAAUAAUAAAGGCCUUAUUGUUUAAACCUUCUUUAAUCUUGUAGGUUCUGUUUAUUAUGUGGAGAGUGCUGCAAACAGAAUCGUGUUCUGCCAGCUCUUGUGGGAGUCCCCAGUUUUCUAUGCCUCAGAUGGGGGCACUUCAGUUUUGACCUAAUUUCCAUUGCUGCCCAAGGCCUAGGAAACGCUGCAGGGCUUUUUGAGACUGGCGUGGAUGCCAGAAUACAUGGCUGCCAGGAUAUUUGUGGGCCCAGAGGUAACCAUGAGGAGGGGAUAUAGAAACAUUUUGGUUUUAAGGCCUUUAGAAGUAGAAACCAACUGGGAAUUUGGCUUUUAAGCUGGGCCCCAAAAUAUGCGUUAGUAUUUCCUGAGCAAAGUGGGUGAAGUAUGUUUCAAAUGGAGAGAAAAAUGGCCUGGGAAUACCUUAAGUUCAGAAGAUGCACGUGGACUUCACAUAGUGAGAAACUUUAUAGUAAGAAACUUAAGCAACUUUCACACAAAUGAAGUAAAUAAUGGAAAUUAGCAAAUUGAUGCCAAAAAGUAAUUGCAGAAAGUAGAUAUGAUUUUUGGUAAUUCAGUAAUUCAUAUCCUUUAUGAUUCUGUAUCUUCCAUCUGGUUAAACUCAUUAAAUAGACGGAAGACACUAAAGUUUUGUUCCAAACACUCUCAGUGUAAGAAUGAGUACAAAAUCCAAAGUCUUCAUUCUCUAUCCUAAGUGUCUGCAUGGUUAUCCUUGUAUACUUUCAAUGAGUUUAUAUCAGCAAAAAAUAAAUACAAAGGCUCAGCUUGAAGAGAUAUUUAAGUUUGCCAGUGAAAUUGGUGUCACUUUGAAAAUCCCACAUGACUAUGAAUCAGCUGGUGUAAAAGCUGAGGAAUUUCGCUUGGAGUUUUACAUUUCAUUCCCACAUCUUUUUAGAAUCUAAAAUUAGCUCCAAUUUGCCAGAGUUUAAAGCAAGUUCUGCAUUGAUACUUGGGUUUUGACUCAAUCUAUUUUCAAGUGGGUUGUAGGUUCUCAGUAUGGUGGAGUAACGGGGUCUGAUUUACACUCCUGCCAUAAAUGAUAUAAAACUAGUCAAUAUACUUGGAGCCACUGCUUGGGAGGAACGCGCAGCAAGUGAGCUAGCAUUCCUCCUUGCCUCCUGCUAGGGAACUUCCCAAAGCAGCCCUGGGCAGAGAAGUUCAGAGGGCAGAGAGUGGAAGCAAAUGGGAUCAGAGCCCAGGGCCGCAGAGGCGGACGGACUCCUUACAGUGGCCUAAGAAGUGGGAUAUGCACAAAGAAAAAGUCUCAGAAGUCUACAUGGCGCGCCCUGGGUGUGUGGCAGGAAACGAAGGUGUGUGUGUGCAGGGGGAAACCCCACAAGGCCUGCUAGAGAAGGGCCGUGGGGGCUGAGAGCUGGUUGGAGGUUGCAGAGGCCACACUGAGCAAGGGACAACAGAAUCCUGACUUGCCAGAAGGGAGAGGUUUACCUGCGCAGCCAAGGCCUUCGGUGGAGACUCCAGAAAAACCACACCCAGUAGGAGUGACAAGUGAGUAGCAUAUGGGCUCCCUCCGUGAAGAGAUGAGAACCACGGCUAUAGUUUUAAGCCAAUGAAGGCGCAGAGACGGGCAUUUCCGUUCAUGUGCACCACCUCGGGGCAGGACUUGCGGCGUCAUUCUUGUGGCAUUCACCUUGCUUACCAGUUUGUUUGCUUGAGGCUCCAGAGCACGAGGUCCGAAAGAGGUGGCAGGACUGAGAAGGUAGAGGAGGAGGCAUUGUCACCACUGCACAGAAGUGGGUCUGAGAUUCGGCGGUGACCCCGCCUCCAGGCCUGGCUGGAGACUGAGGUACCUGG